CUUAAUUACUCCAUGGUGCUUUGUCUACUGAUUAGCUGACUAAUGGUCGUCCUGCAUCUAGUUUCCAACUUUACAGGAAGUGAAACAUCCUCCAGUCUCACGGGGGCGUGUUCGGCUAUCAUCAUGAUGGCAGAGCUCCUGUGUAGCUAGUUUAGCUCUGUAAACACAUUCAGAAAUUGCUUAACUUCAGGAGCAAUUCUAACUCAUGAGCAGAUACCCUGUGGCUGCUUUCCGUCCACUUGUUAGCGGACUUUUCUUCUCAAUUCGCAGCUUAGCGGUAGCACGAAGCUAACUAGCCUCGGCUAGCUGCGAGAGCUAGCUGUGGAGCGGAGCCUCUGUCUUUAGCCAGAGCUGACUCCACUUUUAAUCUACUGUAAUGACACAGCCGUGUUAGCGGAAGAAGGGAGCUGGGAGACUGCCGUCGACGGUGCCGAUAACCGAGGAGCUUUCUGCGAAAUGACCGGCCCCGACGACGGACGCGGCUGGAUGAGUUAGCAAAAAUGUCCUGCAAAUCCACCAAAGUGGCCCCGAGUGUUGAUUUCGACCACAGCUGCUCCGACAGUGUGGAAUAUUUGACGCUCAACUUUGGCCCGUUCGAGACCGUCCACCGGUGGAGGAGACUCCCACCCUGUGAUGAGUUUGUGGGCGCAAGGCGCAGCAAACACACCGUCGUGGCCUACAGGGAUGCCAUUUACGUGUUUGGGGGAGACAAUGGGAAGAACAUGCUGAAUGAUUUGCUUCGGUUCGACGUGAAGGAUUGCUCCUGGUGUCGAGCUUUCACCACUGGAACUCCUCCGGCUCCCAGAUACCACCACUCUGCGGUGGUAUACGGAAGCAGCAUGUUUGUAUUUGGGGGCUACACUGGAGAUAUCUACUCAAAUUCAAACCUGAAAAACAAAAAUGACCUUUUUGAAUACAAGUUUGCCACAGGGCAGUGGACCGAGUGGAAAGUGGAAGGAAGCUUGCCAGUGGCCAGGUCUGCCCAUGGAGCUACAGUUUACAGCGAUAAGCUGUGGAUAUUUGCUGGCUAUGAUGGAAACGCAAGGCUGAAUGACAUGUGGACCAUCAGUCUGCAAGACCGAGAGCACGCGUGCUGGGAAGAGAUUGACCAGAGCGGUGAGAUCCCCCCCUCCUGCUGCAACUUCCCGGUGGCUGUCUGCAGGGAUAAGAUGUUUGUGUUUUCCGGUCAGAGUGGAGCCAAGAUCACAAAUAAUCUCUUUCAGUUUGAGUUUAAAGGCCACAUGUGGACGCGUAUCCCAACUGAGCAUUUACUGCGAGGCUCCCCGCCACCUCCCCAGAGACGCUAUGGACACACCAUGGUGGCUUUUGACCGCCACCUGUAUGUAUUUGGGGGCGCGGCUGACAACACUCUGCCCAAUGAGCUGCACUGCUACGAUGUGGACUCUCAGACCUGGGAGGUGAUCCAGCCCAGCCUCGACAGUGAGAUGCCCAGUGGGAGACUCUUCCAUGCUGCUGCUGUGAUUCAAGAUGCCAUGUACAUCUUUGGAGGGACGGUGGACAACAACGUACGCAGUGGGGAGAUGUACAGAUUCCAGUUCUCAAGCUACCCAAAGUGUACCCUCCACGAGGAUUACGGCAAACUGUGGGAGAAUCGGCAGUUUUGUGAUGUAGAGUUUAUACUAGGAGAGAGGGAGGAGAGAGUCUUGGGGCAUAUUGCCAUAGUGACUGCGAGAUGUCAGUGGCUGCGUAAGAAAAUCCUGCAGGCUCGGGAUAGGCAGCACCAGAAGACCAAGCAAGAGAGCAUCGAGGAGAGUGACGAGGGAGCAGCUGGAGGCCCGAGGGAUAUCCCAGCAAGCAAUAAGCCUUCAGGCAGACAGCCGCUGCUGGAGGUGUCCAUCAGAGAGGCAGAGGCCCAGCCGUUUGAAGUCUUGAUGCAGUUUCUCUACACAGACAAGAUCCAAUACCCCCGCAGAGGUCAUGUCCAGGACGUUCUUCUGAUCAUGGAUGUGUACAAACUGGCCCUCAGCUUUCAGCUCUCACGGCUGGAGCAGCUCUGUGUGCAGUACAUCGAGGCCUCUGUGGACUUGCAGAACGUUCUCAGCGUUUGUGAAAAUGCCAACAAGCUGCAACUGGACCAGCUUAAGGAGCACUGUCUAAAUUUUGUUGUGAAGGAGUCACACUUUAACCAGGUGAUCAUGACUAAAGAGUUUGAGCGUCUCUCCACCCCACUGAUCGUGGAGAUAGUGCGUCGAAAGCAGCAGCCUCCUCCCAGAGUUUAUUCAGACCAGCCCGUGGACAUUGGGACCUCCCUGGUCCAGGACAUGAAGGCUUACCUGGAGGGAGGCGGCCUGGAGUUCUGUGACAUCGUACUGCUGUUAGAUGGCCACCCAAGGCCCGCACACAAAGCCAUACUGGCAGCACGAUCCAGUUACUUUGAGGCAAUGUUCCGCUCCUUCAUGCCAGAGGACGGUCAGGUAAAUAUAUCCAUCGGGGAGAUGGUUCCCAGCAAGCAGGCCUUUGAGUCUAUGCUGCGUUACAUCUACUACGGGGACGUUAACAUGCCUCCUGAGGAUUCCCUCUAUCUGUUUGCGGCCCCGUAUUACUAUGGCUUCUCCAACAACAGGCUGCAGGCUUACUGCAAGCAGAAUCUGGAGAUGAACGUCACUGUGGAGAACGUCCUGCAGAUUCUGGAGGCAGCCGAUAAGACCCAGGCUCUUGACAUGAAGAAACACUGCCUCCAUAUUAUUGUCCACCAGUUCAUAAAGGUAUCCAAGCUCCCCAACCUGCGGUCUCUCAGCCAGCUGCUGUUGUUGGACAUCAUUGAGUCUCUAGCUACUCACAUAUCAGACAAACAGUGUGCCGAGAUGGGCUCCGAUAUUUAGGGUAACUCUGGAAAGUGAGGCGUUUUUUAUUCCUGUCCCUUUUUUUGUUUCCCCUUUUGCAGAAGCCAUAACUAUUUGCAACACCUAUGUCUGUUCAUUCCUAGAUUAGCCUGCACUUGAUUUCGACCUUGCAUGUCUCAGACCCCUGUACUAUAGUUGCUUUUUACUCACUCCGUAUCGGGUUGCUUUACGGAGUGAAACCAGUUUCUUGCUUAGAAUUUUUAUAAAAUGUAAAAAUCAACUGAUUAUGUUUGCGUUUUUGAUUAUUUAUUUCGUUUUAUACAUUCAAAAAAUGGCAGAGGUCCUUUUUUGCUCUGAAUGUGUCUUGACAGUUUAAAAAAUAUAUAUAACUAGUUUAUUGUAUAUACAUUUCUUUGUCACUGGAAAUGUGCCUGUGCAGUUGUCAGAUAUCUGUUCCUUGACCUUUAUACAUUACUUGUAUUAUUCUCAGCUGUGUCCCAGGUAAAAAAAAAAAACCUGUAUGAGACCGUGUAAGAAAUCCAAGUCUUUAGAUAAAUAUAAUCAGUAAGUGUGGAACAUUUGUUUUACAGACUGUAACUAGACUCAAAAUCUAUGCAUACAACGUAUUUAUGUGCAAUGGAGAUGUCAUGAUAGUGUUAUGAAAUAUAGACCCACAUGAGAUUCAUGUAUUUAAUGCCUUAAUAAAUCUCUCUGCAAAUGA
Messenger RNA from Menidia menidia (Atlantic silverside), 3525 nucleotides. Lineage: Eukaryota; Metazoa; Chordata; Actinopteri; Atheriniformes; Atherinopsidae. The record is from the annotation of a GenBank genome assembly.